Aspergillus nomiae NRRL 13137 is the source of this 823-nucleotide messenger RNA. RefSeq names its product gluconokinase. The transcript is spliced from 2 exons. Gene Ontology annotation, molecular function: gluconokinase activity. Lineage: Eukaryota; Fungi; Ascomycota; Eurotiomycetes; Eurotiales; Aspergillaceae. The coding region runs from base 143 to 823 and encodes 226 amino acids. Gene Ontology annotation, cellular component: cytoplasm. The record is from RefSeq and is a predicted model, not a curated record.
UUCAUCUCUCUGUCCGCUCAACCCUACGUAUACACCGCAAAUCAACCCAUUGGUCGAACCGUUCAGACCUCUCCCACGAAUUGCGCCCAUCGCACCACGUCAUCCACUCCCUCCAUCUUCUUAAAAACAAACAAAACGCACGAUGCUCUCCGCCGGAGAAAGGCCCCAGCCAGCUAUCGGCAAGAAUGCCGCUGCGGCUCGUACCAAAUCUUCCCUGAGUCACUCGCCCGCCCCGAUGUGGUCCGUCCAACCCAAGCCGGAGCAAGUCCAACACAUCUGGGUCGUAACGGGCCCUGCCGGCUGUGGAAAGAGCACGGUGGGACGAGGCCUGCAGGCCGCGCUGAACGUCCCAUUCCUAGAAGGAGAUGAUUUCCACUCGCAAAAGAACAAGGAAAAGAUGGGCAGCGGCAUCCCCCUCACAGACGCAGACCGCUGGGACUGGCUCAUCUCGCUCCGCAAUGCAGCCAUCAAGGCGCUCUCGCCCUCGGAAGAAAACAACUUCCACCCCCCGUCCGGCGUGGUGGUUGCCUGCUCGGCCCUGAAGCAAAAGUACCGGGAUGUCAUGCGCGUGGCUGCCUACGGCACCCCCUCCGUGCAGAUCCACUUCGUCUACCUGAAGUUGGACGAGAAGGCCCUCCUGCAGCGCGUCGCCGCCCGCCAGGCCCACUACAUGAAGAGCACCAUGGUCCAGUCGCAACUGCAGGAUCUCGAGGAGCCCCAGGGCGAAUGGGAUGCGCUGACCAUCGAUGCCCAUGUGCCGCAGGAGCAGGUCAUGCGCGAGGUUCUGGAAGCCGUGGGUGAUAAGCUGGCUGAAUAUCAGUAG